AUGUAUACUAAACCGGACUUAUCAGCGAAAGGCCAUGAAAAGGUAACCCCAAGGCAAUGAGGAGGAGGGGGUGUCAUCAUGUUGCACAUCACCAAGGAGUUGAAAUUGGAUACUUGGAAUGAUCGUUUGCUUUUUUUGAUGAAGAAAAACCAGAGUAGCUGUAUCGUGAUUUCCUUAAAAUAGUGACGGAUAUACCAUGGCUGGACGAAGGAUACACAAAGACGAGGAGGAAAUAGCAGGAGGGGAUCCGCACCUUGUCGCCCAUGGAACUCCGUGUGGCCGCCCGAGGUCAACACGAAAGGAGAAGGGAAAGAAAGGGGGAGAAGAUGAGGUGGAUGACCAAGCAGAGAGCUUUGCUUACAAAAUUCUUUCUCAGGAGCAGUGUACGGAACUUCUGAGCUUGGAGGUCACUGAUAUUCAAAAAAAAUUAUGUGAAAUCUUUAAGUUGUCCAACUACAGCACAGAUCUGCAGGAUGCUGCUACAUUAGAUUACUACACAAGUGCCACCUGGUGGGGGAAACAGCAGUCAUUUACUCCUCAACAGCUGUCUGGAUUUUUCACAGUGGUGCAUACAUUAUUUGCAAACGUUAAAGAUCAACACAUGCAUUUAGUUGAUAACCUGAAGGAAAUGCAGAAAAUGCUACGGGGGGUAGAACCAGAGUAUUCUGAUGUGAAAUCAGCAGGCCUGGACUUUUUUAACUUGCAGCAGGCCAAAAGCAUAUCGGAGUACAUGUUCACAAGUCUUUUUCAACACUACAAGUUGUUUGAGUUUAUGUUCUCUCACACUCAAGCAGAGGAAAUAAUAGGGACAGAUUUGGAGAUAGAGGUGGCAAAGCCAGCCUCACUGCCCUUCCCCCCACCCCUGGAUGAGGGAGUAGAGGAGAGUCUGUUCUCUGCAUACAUAGCCACACCUCCCCCCUCACCAGAACCACAGGUUGAAGAAUCAGUAAAAUCUUCCGAGCCGCCAGUGGUGGAGGACAUUGAUGCUUUCUCUGAACUGACUCCGCAAGAUGUCAUAGAGGUGGUGGAAAGUGUCACAAAGGAUUUGAUGUCAGGCCUACAGUUGGAUAUAGCAGCAAAGCUCCGAGAGAAAGAAAAUAAACUGAUUGAAAGAAUCAACAAAGUUCACAAUAUUGCUGGGACAACAUAGCACAUAAACAUUCUAAUUCUAUGUAUGUACAUUGUUUGUCAUAUAUGUACCUGUUUUGUUACCAUGUAAAUAUAUACACUUACAAAUAAAAAUGUAAAACUCAG
This is a messenger RNA of Ostrea edulis (European flat oyster), 1254 nucleotides long. Its product is annotated as ciliary-associated calcium-binding coiled-coil protein 1-like. Lineage: Eukaryota; Metazoa; Mollusca; Bivalvia; Ostreida; Ostreidae. The coding region runs from base 197 to 1150 and encodes 317 amino acids. The record is from RefSeq and is a predicted model, not a curated record. The transcript has 12 exons.